CCAUUUGGCCGACAACAAUGCGUCGUCGUAUAACGAACCAGUCAGCAAGUGCAUUCCAAUCGUAUAAAUUCCCCCUGCACUCCCACGCACCCGUGAUCUCCAUUCUCAUCUCAGAUCUCGCAACCAAAACCGAAGAAAGAAAGAAACGAUGUCGUACUGGGAUCGCGGCCACCAGGACGCCGGCGACGAUGUCGACGACUUCGACGAGUACGACUCCACCCCCUACGGCGGCGGCUACGACAUAACCCUCACCUACGGCCGCCCCGUUCCCCCCUCCGAGGAGACCUGCUACCCCAACACCUCCUCCUCGUCCGCCUCCGAUGACUUCGACUACGACCGCCCCCAGUACACCUCCCACGCCCAGCCCUCCGCCUACGCCGACGAAGCCCUAGACAACGAGUACAAGUCCUACGCCCGCCCCAAGCCCCGCCCUUCCUACGGCGGUGGGCCCGGCCCCGGAUCCGGUCAGGAUUACGGGUCCGGGUACGGCGGGAGGCAGGAGCCCCCGCCAGAGUAUGGAUCGGGUUACGGAAGGAGGCCGGAGCCGGUGGAGGAGCCGUCGGAGUACGGGAGGAAGACUGAGUAUGAAGAACCCAAUCAAGGGUACGGGCGUAGGCCGGAGCCCGUAUCCGAAUACGGGUCGGGUUACGGGAGGAAGACUGAGGAUGAGGAACCCAAUCCAGGGUUUGGAUCCGGGUACGGGCGUAGGCCGGAGCCCGUAUCCGAAUAUGGGCGUAAGAGUGAGUAUGAGGAGCCAAGUUCGGAGGAGUAUGGAUCUGGGUAUGGUGGUCGGAGGCCCCAGAGGAGUGAGUACGAGGCGCCCCCGCCCCCGCAGCCAGAGAGGUAUGGGGAGGAGGAAGGUGGUGGGUAUGGUGGGAGGCCACCGCAGAGGAGGAGUGAGUACGAGGCGCCGCCGCCAGAGCCGAGGUAUGGGGAGGAGGAAGGUGGUGGGUAUGGCGGGAGGCCGCCGCAGAGGAGGAGUGAGUACGAGGCUCCGCCGCCGCCGGAGCCGAGGUAUGGGGAGGAGGAAGGUGGGUACGGUGGGAGGCCGGAACGGAGGAGUGAGUACGAGGCGCCCCCGCCGAGUUAUGGGAGCUAUGGGAGGUCAGAGGAGGAAGAGUACCCCAAGCCUAGUUAUGAGAGGCGUGAUGAUGAUGAUGAGGGAUAUGGGCGUAAGAAAUAUGGAGAUAACAACUCCGAUGAUGACGAUGAGGAGAAGAAACGCCGCCAUCACCACCACCACCGCAAGAACUAUGAUGACUAGAUGGAAAUGCUGAAAGCCUUCGAAUGACAUCCAUGCCAUAAUAAGCUACUACUACUAAAUAAAGAGAAGGCUGUGUUUUCCUCCUUUCUGGCUCUACUGUUUUGACUGGUUUUGAAGUGUUAUAUACUUCAGGUUGUGUGGUAUUGUAUGAACUUCUUUAGUGUGUGCGGAUGCUUUGAUGCUUUGGUGCAAUAAAAUUUGCCAAAUCCUUUGGGCUUGUGUGUCAA
Molecule: messenger RNA, 1491 nt
Organism: Rhododendron vialii
Lineage: Eukaryota; Viridiplantae; Streptophyta; Magnoliopsida; Ericales; Ericaceae
Exons: 2
Coding region: 149-1264 (371 amino acids)
Molecular function (GO): phosphatidic acid binding
Source: RefSeq, a predicted model, not a curated record